Pyrenophora tritici-repentis Pt-1C-BFP is the source of this 1001-nucleotide messenger RNA. NCBI's taxonomy places the organism in Eukaryota, Fungi, Ascomycota, Dothideomycetes, Pleosporales, Pleosporaceae. The record is from RefSeq and is a predicted model, not a curated record.
AUGGCCGCCUCACGCACCGUGGCCGGCUUGCUGUUCUCUUCGUCUUCUUCGUCUUCCUCCACUGUCUACACUCAUGCCUCCCUUUUUCAGCAACUACUCCCGGCUCGAGGUGCGGCCAACGUCGCUCUUGCUGCCAUCACGUGGCUCCGACGCUCGGACCCCCCAUCGCCAGCUCUCUUCGUGAAGAACCUGAGCUUCAACGUCACCCCAGCUGAACUCUUCGAUCUCUUUGGCAAGUUCGGCCCAGUCCGCCAAAUCCGCCAGGGCAUCGCCAACAACACAAAGGGCACAGCCUUCGUUGUCUAUGAAGACGUAAUGGACGCAAAGUCGGCGUGCGACAAGCUGAACGGCUUUAACUUCCAGAAUAGGUAUCUCGUCGUAUUAUAUCACCAGCCAGAUAAGAUGCUCAAGGCCGCGAGUGAUCUCGCCGAACGCCAAGAAAACUUAGAAAAACUCAAAAAACAACAUGGCAUUGAUUAGGGGUGCGAGAGGCCUCAGGAACAGGUGACAUCGCGCGAGCGAAGCAAUGACAAGACUCCUGUGGGCCUCAAGACGGAUAGCGUGAUUUCCCGACGCUCUUCGAGCCGCGGCGGCGACACGCGCUCCUCGACGACGACCAAUUCGAUUUCAGCGGAAAAGACCGGCACCCCUUCCCCGAUGACUACUACAGCCACCGCCUCCUGCCGCAGUUGCGACUGGCGUGGUGUCAAGCAAUCGCUCAAGGGCAUAUGGAAGUCGGCACACGGCGUUAAGAGGUCAUGACCCGUUUACGAACGAUGAGGGUUUUUUUGCUGCACAUUUUCUUGGGCCCAGCUUGCUUUACUCUUUUUUUCAAGCCCGAGGAUUGAAACUGGUUUUGCCCACACAAGGACGUUAUGGUCGUUUAAUCAGAUUGCAUCAAAGGCCCCUGGGUUUUAUCUCGUUCAUCUAAACAGACACACUUUGGAAACUGUCGGAAAGCAACUUUAAGCGCCGACGAGGAAUAUCAAAGAUGAUUUCUC